AGUAUCAGAGAGAGAACAUAUAGAUUCUGAUGGCUAAUAUGCUUGAUUUGAUUAAGGAUCUUAAUCCUUCUAAAGAGCGAUGGAGGAUAAAGAUGUUAUUGGGUUGUUGUCAGUGGUAAUUGAGCGGAAGGAAGUGACAAAAAAUGGUUCUCCAUUGAAUAUGAUUUCAUUUGAACUUGAUGAUUUAAGUGGUAAUAAGCUUCGUUGCACUCUUUGGGAAAAUUUUGCUAUUGAGAUGUGUUCAGUUAUUGAUAAAAGUUGCAAUGAAUUUGUUAUUUUCGUCAUUCAAUUUGCAAAGAUGAAAUCAUGGAGAGGUGUGAUGAGGAUUUCCAACACCAUGUUCAAUACUAGGAUCUUUAUAAAUAACUAUGAUAUUCUUGAAGUUUUGGCAUUUAAGGAGAGAUAUCUGUGGAGCAGCUGAUGCAACUUUUUAAUUUCAUUACUGCUCAAGCGUGUUUAAUAUGAUUGUUUCUGCAUCAAAUUUAGAUGUUUUUGUGCUUGUGAAAAUAUACAUAAUGCUAUUUCUGUCACAGUUAUGCUCUUUCUCUGUCUUCACUGUGGUAGUUUGAAAAUGCUAUGUAAGAUGCGCAUGAUGUUUUUUUCUUUGAGCAGGAAGAGGGAGUAGAUAUAAUUGCAAAUUCACUUCAUCCAAGAUUAGUUGUCAC
Rubroshorea leprosula is the source of this 665-nucleotide messenger RNA. The record is from the annotation of a GenBank genome assembly. NCBI's taxonomy places the organism in Eukaryota, Viridiplantae, Streptophyta, Magnoliopsida, Malvales, Dipterocarpaceae.